AUGAAGGUUAAAAAGACGGAAUCUGCCGUUUUUUAUCUCUCCUUCGAGGUCUUAGCGACCUUAUUGGGAAAUAUUGCACGCCCCCUUUCCUUCCCACGUGGGCCAAGAUCGAUAUAUCGACCUUACCUACCGAGCGCUUUGACGGACAGUGGUGCCAGAUUCACCAUGGAGGCGUUUAUUAUUGAAGCGUUUACCUUGUUGGGAGUUGCGUUGGUGGUUGUUGGGAUGAGGACGUAUGUUAGGUUGACGACUGUGGGGAUUAAGGGGUUUCAGGCGGAUGAUUAUUUAAUGUUGGUUGCUGCGGGCGCGUAUACCGUGGAAACAUAUCUUGCGUACUCGGUGGGUGCGUUAUGGAAGGGGUUGGCGAAUAAUGCGAUGACGGAUGAGCAGAGACGUCUGCUUGAUCCGAACAGUGAGGAGUUUAGGUUGAGGGUCAACGGGUCCAAAACUCAGGUUGCUGGGUGGUCGACGUACACAUUUCUUCUGUGGACGAUCAAGGCGGCGAUAUGCACCUUCUAUCUUCGCCUGACGGAAGGGUUGGAAUAUCGCAAGCGCAUCUUCACGGGCUUCGUGUUGAUCUUCACCACCUGGGUUGCCGUCCUCCUGUCAAUAUUGCUGGGCUGCCGUCCUCUCGAGAGGAAUUGGCAAAUCUAUCCAAAUCCCGGCAAUCACUGUCAACCGGCCAUCUCCAACAUUGACAUCUUUGUAACUCUUGGGUUGAAUGUCUCCACAGACAUUUACCUCAUGAGCAUUCCCAUACCCAUGCUAUGGCGUGCUACCAUGAAACCGAUGAAAAAGAUUGGGCUCAUUGUGUUGUUUUCUGGUGGAGCAUUUGUGACGGUGGCAGGAGUGUUGCGAUGUAUCCUGAUUGUUACAGAUCCCAUCAACGGCGCUCAACAAGCAGGUUCCUGGGCCGUCCGGGAGACGUUUGUGGCUGUGGUGACUUCCAAUCUUCCCAUGUGUGUUCCCCUAAUUAACAGAUGGGGUCGACCAAUUUUGGGAAGCCUAAAGUCCCUCAAGUCAACAACGGGUAGGAUGACACGUUCUGGCCGUUCAGAUCCGAAGCAUGGAGCGUUCAGGCUUGAGGAUAAGAACCCGAGACGUGGAAUGGGGCCGAGGAGUGUCAAUCCUAUUACUGAGCUUACGAUAUCCGAGACGGAGCUGGCUGAGAUUCAGCACCAGGAGUAUUUUUGGAAUCCCAAUAAGGGUCGUCACGACCCAGAGAGCGGACUGGAUGGUGAGGGUACGAGCCCAGGUGGGUUGAUCUGGAAGCAGACAUCCCUCCAAGUGUCGGAGUCGAGAAAUUACCAUGGUCAUGGUGUGGAUGAGAUUGACUUUGGGGAUUAUUAUCUUGUGGAGCAAGCAAAGAAGAGCGCCGAGAUCAUGGCCACUUCGCCGACUGGAAGGAGUUGGAAGACUUCGAAUAACAACCGCCAGGAUCGACGAUCACCGUGA
Molecule: messenger RNA, 1455 nt
Organism: Podospora anserina S mat+
Lineage: Eukaryota; Fungi; Ascomycota; Sordariomycetes; Sordariales; Podosporaceae
Exons: 6
Coding region: 1-1455 (484 amino acids)
Source: RefSeq, a predicted model, not a curated record